GGCAGACGGAGGAACUGAAGACUGUCGUCACGCGAGCUGAUGAACAUUAAUGAAGUUGCCAUGAAACCGACACCGCAGUUCCUCAGGAUUAAUGGCGUCAGCGGCAACCGGAUCCGCGUGAAACACACACACACACUGUUCACUCAGAGUGCAGUCUCACACAGAGUCUGUCCGUGUUCUUCCCGAUGGACAAGAGUGUGAUCAAACUCAGCCACUGUGAGAAGGACAUCUUCUGCUUCUUCGUCCCGGAUCAGUGUCCCGAAUGCGGGAUGAGCUUCAGUGGGAAGAGGCUGGAGGAGGCGCCGGUCAGCGUCCCCAACCCCUUCUCUAACGGACACAAGGUCCCGUGCGCUUUCCUCGUGGCAUCGGCAGAACACAGUGUGCUCAGGGACUUUGACGGCCGCUCGGAUCUACACACAGGGAUCACUAACACUAAUGGAAUAGUGUACAACUACACGAGGGCGGGAGUGCAGCGGGAACAGGAGGGAUGGGAACGCUGUGUGUGUGUGCCGCUGGUCCAGCCCGACAUGUUCAGUCUCCUAAACCAGUGGGACCAGUACCUGGAGAAGUUCUCCUCCCAUCAGAUGUGGGACCCACUGUGGCACAGCUUUAACGAGGAAACACACAACUGCUACAGCUUCACGCUGACUUUCAUCAACUGUGUUCUGGCGGCGCAGUCCAAGCCGGGCCUGAGCAAAGACGGCUUCACACACACCUUCGUUCUGCCCCGGAUCAGGAGAGCCUCCAAGUACAUGAUGUUGUGUCGUGAGAUUUCCCAGAACCACUUCUACAUCGUCGAUAACCCGAAGAGGAACUCGCAGGAGAGUCCGAGCGAGGAGGACGAGGACAGCAAGAACCUCUGAGCCCAUAGUUCAUCAUAUUUAUGAUUCAUGUAUCUUGUAUCAAGGUGGAAUUUGAUUGAAUGAUGCCUAAAUGUGCCUAUUACUGUUAUAUGAGCUGAAACUACACUUUUGUAAAGCUAUAUUGUAUUCAUAUUUCACUUCCAGAAAACACUUUACGGUUUAGAUA
Messenger RNA from Rhinichthys klamathensis goyatoka, 1029 nucleotides. RefSeq names its product MKRN2 opposite strand, tandem duplicate 2 (gene mkrn2os.2). The record is from RefSeq and is a predicted model, not a curated record. The transcript has 4 exons. Bases 186 to 863 code for a protein of 225 amino acids. Lineage: Eukaryota; Metazoa; Chordata; Actinopteri; Cypriniformes; Leuciscidae.